Molecule: messenger RNA, 1572 nt
Organism: Zingiber officinale
Lineage: Eukaryota; Viridiplantae; Streptophyta; Magnoliopsida; Zingiberales; Zingiberaceae
Exons: 2
Coding region: 1-1572 (523 amino acids)
Molecular function (GO): RNA-DNA hybrid ribonuclease activity; nucleic acid binding
Source: RefSeq, a predicted model, not a curated record
AUGGGAAGAGCAUUGACCAACGUAGAAGUUGCAGGUCGGCUUAUCAAAUGGGACACAGAGUUGGGAGAAUAUGAUAUCCAGUACCAGCCGCGCACUGCUAUUAAGGCACAGGCCCUGGCAGAUUUCUUAACAGAGAUACAUCAAAUUAGCCCUGAAGAAAUGUGGAAGAUCUAUGUGGAUGGGUCUGCUAAUCAUCAUGGAAGCGGGGUCGGGGUCUUAAUAAUAUCUCCUCAAGGAGAUAUACUCCAGGUGGCAGUGCGAUUGAAUUUUCGAGCCACAAACAAUGAAGCGGAGUAUGAGGCUUUAUUGGCUGGACUGCAAGCAGCUCGGCAUGUCGGGGAAGCUCGGGUAAUCAUCUAUUCAGAUUCCCAGUUGGUGACUCAGCAGGUUACGGGCAAUUUUAUUAUAAAUUAUGAUAAAUUGCAAAUGUAUCGGGAGGCGAAUGAGAAGAUGAAGGCAGAAUUUACAGAGGUCACUGUAACAAAGAUACCCAGGUCGGAGAAUGAACGGGCAGAUGAAUUAGCAAAGAUGGUCAGUUCCUUAACUACUUGGGUGCUGGAUCGGUCAACGGCACAAACCUUUCUGAUAGCCCAGAUAGAUUUGCAAAACAAUGCAGAAGCAACUAUUGAUUGGUGGGCACCCGUGACCAGUUAUCUCAGGCAAGGUAUCUUACCAACCGACCCGGAAGAAGCUCGAUUGAUAAGGAGGCAGGCCCAUGCUUAUGUCAUGAUCGGGGACCAGCUCUACAAAAGGUCCUUCUCCCGACCUUUACUUAAAUGCUUGAGUAUGGAGGAAGCCGACCAGGCCUUGCGAGAAAUACAUUUGGGAUGCUGUGACAAUCAUGUAGGAGGGCGAACAUUAUCUCGCAAGGUGCUCCUGGCCGGGUAUUUCUGGCCUACUCUACAGAGGGAUGCUCACAAGUUGGUGAACACAUGCUUGUCCUGCCAGAGGCAUCAAAACUUGACACAUCGACCUACGACUCUAUUGAGAACUUCCAUAGUGUCCUGCCCUUUUGAUCAAUGGGGCAUGGAUAUCGUGGGACCAUUUCCGAUGGCACCAGGUCAAAGACGCUUCUUAUUGGUGGUCGUGGACUAUUUUUAUAAAUGGGUGGAAGCAGAAGCCCUGGCCCGGAUUACAGAGGAUGCUGUCAUUCAAUUUUUAUGGAAGAACAUCCUCUGUAGAUUUGGACAGAGGAUACAGGCCUGGUGCAAGGGAUUUGACAUAACGCAAGCUUUUACUUCAGUAGCUUAUCCUCAAAGAAAUGGACAGACCGAGGUAAUUAACAGAGAAAUAGUUCGAGGUUUGAAGGUCAAACUAGAUCAUGUCGGAGGUAAUUGGGUGGAAGAGCUGCCAAGCAUUCUGUGGGCCUAUCGAACAACACCUCGGGAAAGCACAGGUCUGACGCCAUUUCACUUAGUUUAUGGCAAUAAGGCAGUGGUACCUAUAGAAAUUGGAGUACAUUCGGUCAGAAGGACACUAUACGAUGAAAGAAAUACUGAGCGACGACUAGUUGAGCUGGAUCUUAUUAGUGAGACCCGCGAUCAAACAGUGGCUCGGCUGGAGGCUUAUUGA